Molecule: messenger RNA, 9135 nt
Organism: Labrus bergylta (ballan wrasse)
Lineage: Eukaryota; Metazoa; Chordata; Actinopteri; Labriformes; Labridae
Product: notch receptor 1
Biological process (GO): regulation of DNA-templated transcription; regulation of developmental process; cell differentiation
Cellular component (GO): membrane
Molecular function (GO): signaling receptor activity; calcium ion binding; Notch binding
Source: RefSeq, a predicted model, not a curated record
ACAUCCCAUGCUCGGAGUUCACAGACGCGCCUUCCUUCCUCUGUUGUGGAUGUACUCUGGGAUGAACUGAAAGUGUAUUUUUUAACUUACGGAGAGGAAGACACUAUAUCGGAUCUAUGAAAAAACCCACGUGGAUUUGUACAAUCAUUUUAAACCAGAAGGAAUGCAUAUUUUGUUUGUGAAACUAACUUUCUUGUUGUCGCUGAUAGCCCUAACACGAGGUCUAAGAUGCUCCAUGCCCACGGAGUCGUGUUCGAGCCAGGGGAGGUGUGAAACUACUCCAGAGGGUAUUGGAGAGUGCAAGUGCCGAGAUGGAUACGUAGGAAGCAGGUGCCAGUUUCCUGACCCGUGUACCUCCUCACCAUGCAUGAACGGUGGCGCGUGUCGAGCCGUGACAAAGGGGAACACGGUGGAUUUCAACUGCACCUGCAAACUUGGCUUCAACGGCCACCGUUGUGUGACGCCCAUCGACAACGUCUGUAUCAGCUCGCCCUGUCGUAACGGAGGCACCUGUGAGCUGGAGAGUCUCACGACGUACAAGUGUCGCUGCCCACCUGGAUGGUCAGGUAAACUGUGCCAACAAGCCGACCCCUGUGCCUCAAACCCAUGUGCCAACGGCGGCCAGUGCUCCGCCAUCGAGUCACACUACGUCUGUACCUGCACGGCAUUCUUUACCGGACAAACCUGCAAGCAGGACAUCAACGAGUGCGAUGUGAACCCUUCGCCCUGCAAGAACAGUGGUGUGUGCAUCAACGAUGUUGGCGGCUAUCGGUGCCAAUGCCCACAGGAGUAUACGGGAAAGCACUGCGAGAGCCGCUACUUUCCCUGCAACCCCUCGCCUUGUCAUAGUGGAGGCACCUGCAUCCAAAAGGGAGAGACCAGCUAUGAAUGCUCCUGUGUACCAGGUUUUACAGGGAAAAACUGCAAUCACAACAUCGAUGACUGUCCAGGUCAUGAGUGCAGGAAUGGAGGGACAUGUGUGGAUGGUGUCCACACGUACAACUGCCAGUGUAGACCAGAAUUUACAGGUCAGCUCUGCACAGAGGAUGUUGAUGAGUGCCAGCUGAUGCCCAACGCCUGCCAAAACGGUGGCACGUGCCACAACACUUACAGCAGCUACCAGUGUGUAUGUGUCAACGGCUGGACAGGAGACGACUGCAGUGAGAACAUAGAUGACUGUGCGAGUGCUGCAUGCCACCACGGCUCCACCUGCCAUGACCGCGUUGCUUCUUUCUACUGUGAAUGCCCCAAAGGACGCACAGGACUGCUGUGCCAGCUGGAUGACGCCUGCAUCAGCAACCCUUGUCAGAAAGGCUCCAACUGUGACACCAACCCUGUCAGUGGAAAUCACUUCUGUACCUGCCCGUCAGGAUACUUCGGAGCGUCCUGUGAUCAAGAUGUGGACGAGUGCGCACUGGGUUCCAACCCCUGUGAGCACGCAGGCAAGUGUAUAAACACCAAGGGUUCGUUCCAGUGUAAGUGCCAGCGGGGUUACGUGGGGCCGCGCUGUGAGCUGGACAUUAACGAGUGCAUGUCCAACCCGUGUCAGAAUGAAGCCACCUGUCUGGACCAAAUCGGAGACUUCCACUGCAUCUGCAUGCCAGGUUACGAGGGGGAGUACUGCGAGAUCGAUACAGACGAGUGCGCCAACAGCCCCUGCCUGAACAGCGGCAAGUGUAUCGACAAGAUCAACGCCUUCCACUGCCAGUGCCCCACAGGCUUCACUGGGAACCUUUGCCAGAUAGACAUCGAUGAGUGUGCCAGCACGCCGUGCAAAAACGGUGCCAAGUGCACAGACGGACCCAACAAGUACACCUGCGAGUGCACCGAAGGUUAUUCUGGAAGGCACUGUGAGACAGACAUCAACGAGUGCUACUCAGACCCAUGCCAUUACGGCAAAUGCAUCGAUGGCCUGGCCUCCUUCAGCUGCCAGUGCCACCCUGGAUACACCGGACGACUGUGUGAGAUCAACAUCAACGAGUGUCUGAGCCAGCCGUGCAGGAACGGAGGCACCUGCCAGGACCGCGAGAACGCCUACAUCUGCAGCUGUCCAAAGGGAACCACAGGAAUUAACUGCGAAAUCAACAUUGACGACUGUAAGAGCAAUCCCUGCGACUAUGGCACCUGCAUUGACAAGAUCAAUGGCUACGAGUGUGCUUGUGAACCCGGUUACACAGGGACCAUGUGUAACAUCAACAUUGACGAGUGUGCCAUCAACCCCUGCCACAACGGCGGCACCUGUAUCGACGGCAUCAACAGCUUCACCUGUGUGUGUCCAGAGGGUUACCAUGACACCACCUGCUUCUCCCAGGUCAACGAGUGCCUCAGCAAUCCCUGCAUCCACGGUCACUGUGAAGACAAGGUCAACGGCUAUAAAUGCCUUUGUGAUUCUGGCUGGAGCGGCAAGAACUGUGACAUCAACAACAAUGAGUGUGAAUCCAAUCCCUGUAUGAAUGGAGGCACCUGCAAGGACAUGACCAGCGGAUAUGUUUGCACUUGCCGCAUGGGCUUCACCGGUCCAAACUGCCAGACCAACAUCAACGAAUGUGCCUCCAACCCCUGCCUUAACCAGGGGAUGUGCAUCGACGACGUCGCAGGCUACAAGUGCAUCUGCAUCCUGCCUUACACUGGGGAGAACUGUGAGAACUUGAUGGCACCGUGCAGCUCCAAACCGUGUAAACAUGAAGGAGUGUGCCAGGAGUCAGAGGACUUCCAGAGUUUCUCUUGCGUCUGUCCUGAAGGAUGGCAAGGACAAAAAUGUGAGGUUGACAUCAAAGAGUGUGUGAAGAAUCCCUGUCGCAAUGGAGCAACCUGUCAGAACACUUUGGGCAGUUAUCGCUGCGGCUGCAAACCAGGCUACACUGGACGCAACUGUGAAACCAACAUCGAUGACUGCAGACCCAACCCCUGCAGCAACGGAGGCCUUUGUCAGGACGAGGUGAACGGCUUCCUGUGCACCUGCCUGCCGGGCUUUCGGGGCACAAAGUGUGAGGAGGACAUCAACGAGUGUGACAGCAACCCGUGUAAGAACGGAGCCAACUGCACCGACUGUGUCAACAGCUACACCUGCACAUGUCCAACUGGCUUCAGUGGGAUUCACUGUGAAAAUAACACUCCCGACUGCACCGAGAGCUCCUGCUUCAAUGGAGGCAGCUGUGUGGACGGCAUCAACACCUUUACAUGUUUGUGCCCGCCUGGCUUCACCGGGAGCUACUGCCAGCAUGACAUCAACGAGUGCGACUCCAAACCCUGUCUGAACGGUGGAACCUGCCAAGACAGCUAUGGCACCUACAAAUGCACCUGCCCACAUGGGUACACCGGACUCAACUGUCAGAACUUGGUUCGGUGGUGCAACUCGUCCCCCUGCAAAAAUGGGGGGAAAUGCUGGCAGAAAGAAACCACCUACAGCUGUCAGUGUGAGACUGGCUGGACAGGACUGUACUGUGAUGUCCCAAGUGUUUCCUGUGAGGUAGCAGCCAAGCAGAGAGGAGUCGAUGUUGCCCAUCUGUGCCGUAACUCUGGUCAGUGUCUGGAUGCAGGAAACGUUCAUUACUGCCACUGCCAGAUUGGAUAUACCGGAAGUUACUGUGAGGAGCAGGUGGACGAAUGUACUCCAAACCCCUGCCAGAAUGGAGCCACCUGUACAGACUUCUUAGGUGGAUACUCCUGCAAGUGCAUGCCAGGAUACGUAGGCACCAACUGUUCUGACGAGAUCAAUGAAUGCUUAUCCCAGCCGUGCCAGAAUGGGGGCACCUGCAUUGACCUGAUCAAUACCUACAAAUGCUCCUGUCCCAGGGGAACCCAAGGUGUGCACUGUGAGAUCAACAUGGACGACUGCACCCCGUUCACCGACCCCGUCACCAACGAGCCAAAGUGCUUCAACAAAGGGAAGUGUGUGGAUCGAGUGGGAGGCUACCACUGCAACUGCCCGGCAGGAUACGUAGGGGAGCGCUGCGAGGGAGACGUCAACGAAUGUCUGUCCAACCCGUGUGACCCACAGGGCACACACAGCUGCAUCCAGCUCACUAACAACUACCGCUGCGAGUGUCGCACCGGCUAUACAGGUCAGCACUGUGACACGGUGUUUGAUGGGUGUAAGGGGAAACCAUGUCGCAAUGGAGGGACCUGUGCAGUCGCCAGUAACACGCAACAUGGCUUCAUCUGCAAAUGUCCUCCUGGUUUUACUGGCUCCACGUGUGAAUAUGACGCCCAGGCCUGCGGCAGCUUCCUUUGCCGCAAUGGAGGCACCUGCAUCUCUGGCCACAAGAACCCCAAAUGUCUGUGUACUCCGUCCUUCACUGGACCCGAGUGCCAGUAUCCCACCGACAGCCCCUGUAACUCCAGCCCCUGCUACAACGGAGGCACAUGUGAAUACACCUCCGAGGCACCACACUACAACUGCGUCUGCCCGCAAAACUUCAGCGGCCUUCGAUGCCACAUUCUGGGUCCCGACAUCCUGCCACCACUAACAGAGGUUGAGGUCUCCUGUGAAAUCCCGCAGUGUGAGGAAGCAAAGCACAACAAGUUCUGCGACGUGCUCUGUAACAACCACGCAUGCGGCUGGGAUAAUGGCGACUGCUCGCUCAACUUCAACGCCCCGUGGAAGAACUGCUCGGACUCGCUGCAGUGCUGGAGAUACUUCAACGAUGGGAAGUGCGAUUCACAGUGCGACAACGCUGGAUGUCUCUACGAUGGCUUUGAUUGCCAGAAUCUGGAAGGACAGUGCAAUCCUCUGUACGAUCAGUACUGCAAGGACCACUACGCUGAUGGCCACUGCGACCAGGGCUGCAACAACGCCGAGUGUGAGUGGGACGGCCUGGACUGUGCCAAUGACAUGCCUGACAAGCUCGCCCUGGGCCAGUUGGUGGUGGUGGUCCACAUCGGCCCCGAGCAUCUCCUCAACAACUCCUUCGGCUUCCUGCGCGAGCUUAGCCGUGUCCUCCGUACCAACGUGAUCUUCAGGAGGGACGCGAAGGGCGAGAUGAUGGUUUACCCAUACUACGGGAACGAACACGAGCUGAAGAAGUAUGUUGCGAAGCGCUCGGUUGAUACGUGGUCAGAAGUUCCCGGAGAGGUGCUGAACGUGGUGAAGAGGAGCCUGUUUAAAGUAACUGACAGGAGCAGGAGGAUGAGGAGGGAGCUGGAUCACCUGCAGAUCAAAGGUUCAGUUGUUCACUUGGAGGUGGACAACCGUCAGUGCUUCCAGCAGUCCACCGAGUGUUUCCAGAGCACCACCAGUGCUGCAGCUUUCCUCGCGGCUUUGGCCAGCAGCGGGAAGCUGGACGUUCCCUACACCAUUGAAGCUGUUUUUAGCGGAGUGGACCCGCAGCCUCCACAGGACCUCUAUCCAAUCUACUUGGUCCUGGGCGGCGUAGGGAUACUGGCCUUCCUCGGAGUCGGGAUGGUGGCUGCCCGAAAGCGCCGCCACGAGAGCGGGCGCCUCUGGCUCCCAGAGGGCUUCAAGACCACAGAGACCAGCAAGAAGAAGAGACGUGAGCCUGUCGGGGAGGAUUCGGUGGGAUUAAAGCCACUGAAAAACAACUCAGACAUUUCACUCAUGGAUGACGCCCAUAAUGAUUGGGAAGAAGAUGAACCUUCAGAUGUGAAACGCUUCAAGCAAUUUGACGAGCAGGCUAUCCUGGAGGUAGACGACCAGACAGACCACCGGCAGUGGACGCAGCAGCACCUGGACGCUGCCGACCUGCGCAUCCCCUCUAUUGCUCCCACACCCCCUCAGGGCGAGAUUGAAAACGACUGCAUGGAUGUCAAUGUCCGGGGACCAGAUGGAUUCACGCCGCUCAUGAUCGCAUCCUGCAGCGGGGGAGGUUUAGAGACCGGCAACAGCGAGGAAGAGGAGGAUGCCUCUGCAAACGUAAUCAACGACUUUAUCUACCAGGGUGCAAACCUUCACAAUCAGACCGACCGCACAGGUGAAACCGCCCUUCACCUGGCUGCCCGCUACGCUCGCUCAGAUGCUGCCAAACGCCUGCUGGAGGCCAGCGCUGAUGCUAACAUUCAGGACAACAUGGGCAGGACACCUCUGCAUGCUGCAGUGGCUGCUGACGCCCAGGGAGUGUUCCAGAUCCUAAUUAGAAACCGUGCCACAGACUUGGAUUCCCGCAUGCAUGAUGGCACUACACCCCUGAUCUUGGCUGCCAGGCUGGCUGUGGAGGGCAUGGUGGAGGAGCUCAUUAACUGUCACGCUGACGUCAAUGCAAUCGAUGAUUUUGGUAAAUCUCCUCUUCACUGGGCUGCAGCUGUUAAUAAUGUGGAGGCUGCUAUCGUGCUUCUCAAAAACAGUGCCAACAAGGACAUGCAGAACAACAAGGAGGAAACCCCUCUUUUCUUGGCUGCCAGGGAAGGAAGCUAUGAGACUGCAAAGGUGUUACUGGACCACUUUGCUAACAGAGAAAUUACAGACCACAUGGACCGGCUACCCAGAGACAUCGCACAGGAAAGAAUGCAUCAUGACAUUGUGCGGCUGAUGGAUGAGUACAACUUGGUGCGGAGUCCUCACAUGCAUGGGGGAUCCCUCAGCACCACAUUAUCCCCUCCUCUCUGUUCCCCUAAUGGCUACCUGAGCAGCAUGAAGCAGCCGCAGCCUCAAGGUCAGGGCAAAAAGGCCCGUAAGCCCAGUGCCAAGGGGAUCGGUUGCAAGGAGGGCAAAGACAUGAAGGUGAAGAAGAAGAAUUCCCAGGAUGGGAAGUCUGGGAACCUCCUUGACAGCUCAGCUGUUCUUUCCCCAGUUGACUCGUUAGAGUCCCCACAUGGAUACAUCUCUGAUGCUGCCUCCCCACCUAUGAUGACCUCACCUUUCCAACAGUCGCCGUCUGUGGCCUUGAACCACCUGCAGGGGAUGUCUGAUCCCCACCAUGGUGUGAACCACAUGGUGAUGCCAAGCAAGCAGGAGCUGGCUCGGAUGCAGUUUGACCCACUGCCUCCUCGUCUCACCCAUCUGCCUGUGUCCGGCCAGGGCGCCAUAAGUAGCCAGUGUGAUUGGCUGUCCAGGAUGCAUGGCAAUAUGAGUCAGCAGGGCCAGUUCAACCCCAUGAGAGGAGCUCCUGGAGGUCAGGGAGGUCUGCACCAGGGAGGGCAACACCCCAUGAUGACCUCUCUCCAUAACGGCCAUCCCUCCACCAGCCUGUCACAGAUGAUGAACUACCAGGGGAUCCAGAGUAGCAGAUUGGCUCCACAGACGCACAUCAUGCAGCAGCAACAGGCACAACAGAUGCAACAAAUCCAGAACCUGCAGCAGCUCCAACAGCAGCAACAACAACAACAGCAGCAGAGCAUCCAGCUGCAACACCAGAACUCAAACGCCAGCAGUCAGAACUUCAUCAGCGGGGAGCUCAGUUCUCCAGAGCUCCAACAGGGCAGCAGCAACUCCAGCAUGCCCAUUCACACCAUCCUGCCGCAGGAAACCCAGAUCAUGAGCCAAUCAAUGCCAAGCACCCAGUUCCUCACCCCGCCCUCCCAGCACAGCUAUUCAGGCCCUAUGGACAACACCCCAAACCACCAGGUCCAGGUGCCCGACCACCCCUUUCUGACCCCCUCCCCCGGCUCACCGGACCAGUGGUCAAGUUCAUCUCCUCAUUCCAACAUGUCUGACUGGUCAGAGGGCAUUUCAAGUCCACCGACGAGCAUGCAGUCGCAAAUCGGACACAUACCUGAACAGUUCAAAUAAAAAAACUUUGUAUCUCUAUGCCCAGAUGAGCUGCUGUAUUUUUUUCUUUUAUAUAAAAGGCACUCUUUGUGAAAAGAUAGAAAAAGGGCAAAGCUGUAAACAUGACUUUUAUACGCUUUUAUACUAACAGCAACAACUGUGUUUCAUCCAUUCUUUUUAUUUAUUAAUGCCUUAUUUAUAUGCAUUGCCUGCUUACAGAAAUUCUGGGGAUCCGUGGUGCUGGGUCAUAUGCAGGACAGAGAAAGUCCUUGGGGAGACUGUUCUUUUUCUUUUAGUAUUUCUUUUCUGCAGUGAAGCAUCAGCAUACACACUGGGUAUUUAUUUUUCUUAAGGACUUUUAGUAUUUGCUUUGUUUCUUAUGGUUUCUCAAUUUUUGUUUAUAUUUUGUUAUUUUUUGUAUAAUCUUGUUUAUAAAGACUCGUGAUUAUGAGGCAUUUCAUUUUAUAGUUUCAGUGUUAUUCCAAUUUGUUGUAAGUGCGGACAUUUUCCAGUAUGCCAAUAAAACAUUUUUUUCGUAACAGAACACAUAAGCUGUGUUAAAUGCACAUGCAGAAGCUGUUUUGGAAAUGUCCCCUUCUUAAAUAUGUGAUCCUUUGUUACACUCGCUAAAAUUGUAUAUAUUUCUUUAAUCAGUGGAACAACAAUAUAGUGUGCCUCAAGAUUUGAUUGUCUUCAUACAUAAAGAUGUGGGGGAGAUGUUGUACAGUAUUUGGCCAUCUUGGAGAUUGGCAGUUAUGGCAGGCUUGAGUUAUCUGUUAGUCCUGUGUCGUUGGAGAACUGGCCUGUUGGCCAAAGUGUAUGCUGGUGUUCAGAGGGAAAAGGAAAACUACAUUUCCCAUCUCCCUCCUAUUAGUUUGAGCCUAUGGCUGUGUUCUUUCUUUUGUAAAUAUGUUGUGCAUUUCCCUUGUAAGCAAGAUUUUGUUUAAGAAAUCUGAUGUCUUAAGCAUGCAAUUUGAAAGGUUUGUGCCAGUCAACAACUUCUAAAAUGUCAAACAGAACAGAAUAUAUAUUUUGUAUUUUGAGGUCCCUAUUGCAUAAAUAAAUCUGAAUUAUAUACAAAUAGAUACAAAAUGUUGUGACAUUUUUCUCAUAAAAAGGGAAAUAACAUAAAUAUUGAGGUUUUAUAAAUUUCUAUUUAUUUAGUGUUCCUUAUCACAUAAAUAUCCCCCGAGGCAACCAUUUGUGCAUGUUAUGAAAUGUUUUGUUAAACUUUGUACAAAUAGAAAAAAGAGUCUGCUAAGUUCUCAGUUGUGUCCAAUUCAUGCUUUGUGACACUCCCUGGUAUAGUUUUUUGAGAGAAAUUUAGGUUUUAGUGAAAUUGUAAAAUCUGCAAUAUGCUCCUUUCCUCUUAUAAAGUUAUAAUUUGCAAGUAAUGUAUUUCCCUUUUUCAUUCUUAAUCCGUAAAAAUGUUUCUUGUUAUAAUAAAGAGCACUUGUGUGUCUUGAACCUUU